This is a messenger RNA of Triticum dicoccoides, 540 nucleotides long. RefSeq names its product loricrin-like. The record is from RefSeq and is a predicted model, not a curated record. The coding region runs from base 27 to 356 and encodes 109 amino acids. NCBI's taxonomy places the organism in Eukaryota, Viridiplantae, Streptophyta, Magnoliopsida, Poales, Poaceae. The transcript has a single exon.
CUCUCGAUCGAGCAGCGGCAGCAAAGAUGGUCAGGGCGAUGGGUAUUGCCGCGGCAAAAGGCUUCACCGCCGGUUCCAUGCACUUCACGCCCAGCGGCGUCGUGUGUCUAGCUUUCGCCUUCGUGGCUGCGGUUGCGAUCGUGGCCGUCGCCGUGUUCGGCUGCGCCGGCCACAAGAGCUCCGGCGGGAAGAAGCCUCGACGUGGUCAUGGCGGCUCCUACUGGGCAGCUGGAGCGGGCGCAGGCGCAGGCGUCUAUGUUGGAGACAGCGGUGUUAGCACAGGCGGUGGUGGCUGUGGCGGCGGAGGGGGAGGAGGUGGUGGCUGUGGAGGUGGAGGAGGCGGUGGAGGUUGCUGAGGAAAGAAAUCACACAGUGGAUUAUUACUGCAAGACCAUGAUAUUGUUUUGAUAAAUUUCACUUUAUUCAAAUAUUUGUAAAUAAUACUUUCACUUUGGAUGAUGUAAAUGCACGCUCGCUUGUUCACAUAUUCACAUUCAUUCAUAUAUGAUCUAUAAUAUCAUUGUUGGGGCCAGGGAUAUU